This is a messenger RNA of Ilex paraguariensis (yerba mate), 603 nucleotides long. NCBI's taxonomy places the organism in Eukaryota, Viridiplantae, Streptophyta, Magnoliopsida, Aquifoliales, Aquifoliaceae. The record is from the annotation of a GenBank genome assembly.
AUGAUUUUGAGGAGACUUACCAACUGGGCUUCUCUAGCCUUUCUAGGUAUUGCUUUGCUGUUAUUCUACAGAUACCCAUCUCCUUCUUCUCCUCAACAAAUGGCUGAAGAAACCCCCAAAACCAUCUAUGACUUCAUAGUCAAGGAUAUCGGUGGAAAUGAUGUACCUCUGAGCAAUUACAAUGGAAAGGUGGUUAUGAUUGUGAAUGUUGCUUCGAAAUGUGGCUUAACACAAUCGAACUACAAAGAAUUGAACAUUUUGUAUGAGAAAUACAAAGACCAAGGUUUUGAAAUUUUAGCAUUUCCUUGCAACCAGUUCGCUUGGCAAGAACCAGGAAGUAAUGAGCAGAUUCAGGAAACUGUAUGCACCAUGUUCAAAGCUGAGUUCCCAAUAUUUGCUAAGAUUGAGGUGAAUGGCAAGAAUGCAACACCCCUCUACAAGUUCUUAAAAUCAGAGAAAGGUGGGAUAUUGGGAGAUGGCAUCAAAUGGAACUUCACAAAGUUCUUAGUUAACAAAGAAGGGAAGAUUGUGGAGAGAUAUUCUCCUAGGACAUCACCUCUUCAAAUUGAGAAAGACAUACAAAAUCUGUUGGGAGCUUCUUGA